CAGUGCUUCAUCUCUUCUACAUUUAUUUCCAUGGGUACUACUCUUCCGAGCUUGUUAAUUGCACCCCAUCUCCCACGGCCUUAGUAAACAAGUCAUUCUACUUAUACACACACACACACACACACACACACACACACACACACACACACAUAAUGAAUGUUUGUAUCACUAGCAUAUCUUUUAUUACACACACACACACACACACACACACACACACACACACACACACACACGUACGUUGACGGUGAUAUGAUAAGGAAUGUCAAUGUCUCUCCCGCUUGGUGUGGUGUUGGAGCUUGUGAAGUGAAAGCCUUUACACACACACACACACACACACACACACGCACGCACGAGCGCACGCACACAUCUAAAACAGGAAUCGUUUGGUAGUGAGAUGGAUAAAUAAUUAACAUUCUAGACUCUACCAGACUCCUAAAGAACAUAAUGACAAUACUAGUGAGACGCUUCAGCCGCCAGUCAUGAAAGCUGCAGAGUUUGUGCUCCUUGUUUUUACGUUAACUGGUAAAAUAGCGACCUUUGAUGCAACAUCGUCAUUGUAUUAUACGGAAACUAAACAUGGGGAUAUCAGGUGGCUUGUGGAAGGAAGAGAUGCAGAUGGAACAAAAGUGUUGGUUCCUGCACGGCAUCAUCACCAGUUUAACGUGACACUCUAUUCCAUUACCUUCUCUCACCCUCUCAUCACAAUUGGCUCGCUCGCCCUCGACUUGGGAAAGCUGACAGAGAAUACAACGAUGAUCUUGAAAUUCGCGUGCACCUCUCAACAUAACUGUACUGUUCAGAUCGGGAAGACUGUAAAGACCACAGACUUACCAGACCCUUUCGUACUGCAAGCAGAGGAACGUGCCAACGGAAAAUACUUAUUAACGUACCAUCUGCCAGCUGAGGAAACGAAUACUGAGAAGAUAUCCCAUCACAACUCGAUGAGCGGUUCAGCUGGGGCGCUGACAAUCAUCGUGAUGGCGAUGUUAGGCAUCUGCCUGGUGGUGGUCCUGUCCAGCUGGAGACUCUCUUAUCCCAAAUGCCGUGCCCCUGACGUAUCUUCCUUGCCUUUGUUACAAGAGCCACUCCUGCCUUCAAGGAGAGCCCCAUGCGACAUUCCAUCAACGAUAGAGGAGGAAUGCAGCAGAACUCUAUGGGAGGCAGUAGCAGCAGGAGACGUCGCAGAAGUCGAGUCCCUCCUAGGGAAAGGCCACGACCCAUGGGAUAUCGAACCAAGGAGAACUACUUCCCCGCUGCUUGACGCUCACAUACUCGGCGAAAGACAUGUGCUACAGACGUUCUCUAAUUACUUAGGCUCUGCAGGAAAUAAUCAUGAAGAAUUUAUUGAACAAAUACUGCAGGAAUGGAACAAAAUGGCACGUCAGGUUUUUGUGGCAGCAGAAUGUGGAAUGUUCAACCACAAGGGAGGUGUAGCCGCUCUUCUUAACAAGUACCAUCUCCCAGGAACACUGAGGGAUGAGUAUGGGAAGUCCCUGAUCCAUUACAUUGCUUCUCCAACAGCAGUAGAUGGCAGACCUCCAUGGGAAGCAGAAGAUAUCGUCAAAUUUCUGACCAGUCACGAACAUUUCAUCAAUUCAGUAGACUUUCGUGGCCGCACUGCCCUCCACCAUCUCGCAGGACACCCCCAUAGCAAACACGAAAGAAUCAUAUGGUGUGGUCGGGAGUGGGCUGCGGAAGAAGCAUGGGUGUCUGUGGCUAAGCUCCUGACCCAGUAUGGGUGUGACCCACGCCUUGCAGACGACACAGGCAACACGGCCCACACUCUGGCUACUGAUGCAGCCAAUCAUGAUCUGGCACAGUUUUUGCAGGAGAGAUGUGAGCAGCUCGGUAGCCCAGAUAUGGAUAUGGUCCCUGCCGUUCUAAGCCGGGCAGCGAGGGCCGCGAGGAGGGGCGACACAAGCCUCCUGAAGCAACUGUUGGACGGUUUUCCGUACCUAAGCCCAGUGCAGCCUACACCUGCUAUAGCCCUGGCAACGGUUCUACUAGAAGGUGUGCUGGGAGGCCACCGGGAUUCGGUAAUGAUUUUGCUUUGUGCUGGUGCCUCACCGCUGUGUGGUGCUGGUCCAGGCCGUUUGACUCCACUAUACGCCGCCGACCAUAGCAAGGAUAUCCCUGCUGUGGUUCCCGCUCUACUACGGCAGGCAUGCUACCACCAACUGCUGGAGGAAGCUUCAUGCCCGCGUGCCUCAGAAGAACUACGUCAUGCUCUUCAAAACCUAGCAGAACGUUUGCUGACUGAGGGUGUACAAGCAAAGUGGGUUUUCAAGAACCGCGAGGAUGAAGCACAGACAGUAGAAGCUCAAAACUUGUUACGGAUAGCUGGGAAUGCUGGUCUUCCUUUGGCAUGCCGUGCCUUGGGUCAGCAAAACCAGUGUUUAUAUUCCCUACCACCUACCCAUGCUCCUUUAUUAAAUGCCCAUCCCAGUGCCCGGGCAGUACUGAUGCAUGAAUUAGACAUGAUGACAGUGGGAGGCCUGGAUGACAUCGCCCUGUGUGGCCCCGCAACAGACUCACGAUGUGGGCGAGAACUGGCAAUAAUAGAGGAAGUUCUGGAACGGGAGACAAAUCCUACAUUUCAGACAGCGGCUAGAAAAAUAAGGGGCCUGCUCCAGAACGAGAAAACGGCGUUCCAAGAGCCUAUCCCUAAGAUAAUGCUGACAGCAGCGGGGAUUGCGGCUCAGUUUGGAUUAGCCGCUGCCUUAAAUAAAAUGACUACACAUUGGUCCGAUCUAGAUUUGACUGCACCUGUUAGUCCAGUCUGGAGCGGAAAGACGAUACAUGUGGCUGUGCUGUGGGGUCAAGUUUGUGUAGUUGAGUUACUCGCAUACCUUGGAAUAAGUUUUAUGGAUAGGGUAUCAGGAGGGAUGAGUCCAUCCCACGUGGCAGCUCUGAUAGAAGACACCAAACUGUUAACAUUCUUGAAGCAGCACCAACAGCGAAUGGGCUUGACUACUAACGAAAUAUGCGCUGCAGGACUGACGCCACAACAACUUCUGGUAGGUGUACAAGAGUGGACAGGCCGCCAUGCAGAGCUUACACACAAUGAAACUCUUGGCAUAUUGCUGCUGCCGAGAGGCGCCUCGCGUGCAGCUGAGAUGGUGAAGUUGCGAUUAACACGUCUGGGGGUGAGCACCAUAAAAGACUUAUUACGAGUGUCUCGUGCCUGGAUGGAGCCUGUCGCUGAAACUACUUACGCCGAAAUGGAAGUGCAGCGUUUGUGUAAUGCAAUAGCUGCUUCAGGACUUUGUGGAAAGUUGCUUCCUGCUGGCCUUGUAAUGGGAUCCGGAGAUCAUCUGGUAUUGCUUUAUGUGCUACAGGGGGACGACUUCAAAUCAACAAGACCUCAAGCAUUACGGGAAGCCUUUACAAAUAAGCUGCAAGAAGCACUGGAAGAACAAGUGGCCGCUACUCCUGAACUCUGCGCUAUACCACCCAUUUUGAUCAAUACGACCGAAGGCCUUACGCUCACGUGGCUCAGUUCCACAAGACCUGAAUUACAGCUUCUGCGGGUAACACUUGUGCCUGUUCUAACCAUCGAUCCCGGAACCACCUUAGACUACGCCCUCGCUGGCGCAGGCAUGGAGCAAGAUACUGACUUGUACGCUGUUCCAAUGACUGAGGGGUGGAUGUGUUUACCUAGUGUGCCCAUUAGUGCCGCCAUUACCAGUCUAGAGACCGAAUGGAAGCAGACGUGGGCUACAUGUCGCUUUCUCAACAAACUACUGGAGCCACGUUGGUGGAGUCCUGCACAUAUUUCACACUACACGGGUGUGAGUCCGCUUCCAGACUGCACUCUCGCCUCUGCCUUCCUGAAGCAGCUAGCAGAAGAUAAUGAAGAAAAGAAGGAAGGAGAGGGCCUCGUUGUGUUACAGCGCAUACUGGCGGUAUUUUCUCGCGCAGCUCGCGGAAAUUUCGGGAGAGUGUGGCAAGCUCUGGACGAAAUGUCGCCUGAAUGUCUCCCAGAAAUCAGACCUCUCCCACUAGAGGUAGCUGAGGGAAUCCUUUUGUACCUUAAGGAAUUACUCCAAAUCACUCAGGAAAUGGAACCGACGCCUCGAGUCACAUUCAAAGAAUAAUGUUAUCUCACUUUCCAUCAAACUGAUACCUGCAAAAGAAUUUUCGUAUGUACAUAUUUGUAUUGAAAUUGACUUAGCAAGUGUCUCAGAUAUAUUAAUCCACUCCAGCGUUCCAUUGAUCAAUAUGUUAUGGUCUACUAUGAUGCAGCAGAGAUAAACCAGUAUAAUAAUUCUCGUUGUCACUUCAUAUGAAGUAUUAUUAUUAGUAGCAGUAGUAGUAGUUGAUGAUGAUGUUCUUGUUGUUGUUGUUGUUGUUGUUGUUGUUGUUGUGCAGCAGCAGCAGCAGUAGCAGCAGCAGCAGCAGCAGCAGCAGCAGCAGCAGCAGCAGCAGCAUUAUUAUUAUUAGUAGUAGUAGUAGUAGUAGUAGUAGUAGUAGUAGUAGUAGUAGUAGAAGUAGUAGUAACAGCACCUGUAGUAGUUACCAUGCUCGCAAUGUUGCAUGAUAUUUUGUGUUCCAACUAUAUAAGAAUGGCUAUGAGACUGAAAGGGAAUACGUUUGUAUUAAAUUAUUUACAUUUACUCCAUUGUAUUCCCUGUAUUCUAUAUUAAAACAAUUCAUAUAUACAUUAAUCUCAAAGCAAACUUCAAUUCUCAAAAAAAAUUUAACAUGUUCUUUCACGUAAUUAAUCUUCAUACACUUGUACACAACAAAAGUUUAAAACACAGAUUUCUUUGCAUAAUUAUUCAUUACACACUUAUACACAAUAUCCUGUUUUCUAAGGCAGGGAUUGUCCCAAACCCGGUUCAGUACUGUUGGGGCCCCCCUCCUCCCUGCGCCACCCAUUCAACCCUAUCCCCAUCUAUGCCACCAUAUAUAGAAUCAGAUAGAUUGAUAGACAAAUAGAUAGAUACCCUUGGCUAGGCAUAACAGCUGCAUUUUCUUUAUACUAAUAGCCAGUGAGUCCGUGUCUCCGUGAUUUUUCCCCCUCCCGUCUUGUGCUCGCGCCCCUCGGUUGAGAACCACUGUUCUAAGGUAUCUAGGUAGGUAACUAGGUAGGUAAGGUAACUAAAUAUCUUACACAUAAGCCUCCUUCAUUUCUUUUUAUCAUCCCAAACGAGACACGGUGGUUUCGAGGCCGCUUCUAAAUAUUGUGGAAUAUACAUUUCCACAUCAAUACCAACCUUGUACAGUACAUACUAGAGUAUCUGAAGCUAUGUCUGCUCACAAUCACUUUUACAUUGUUUUGAACAGUUUUCAUUAUUUUUUUUUUUUCGAACCUUUCUAACUUUUGACAUUACAACAUCCCUAUUACAAGGUUUGAUCUUUUGAGGGGACCGUCUACGAAAAAAAAAGAAUCGAAAAAAAUAAAUAAAUCGAAAAAUAUUUGAAAAAUUUUCAUUGUAUCACGUAUCAUUCGAUCUUAUCAUGACAAAGUUUCUUUGCAAAAUUCGCAAAAAUAAAGAUGUUACGGCUCUUUCCCUUCUCACCUCUCCCAUGACUUCACUUCCACUGCCCAGCAAACGAGCAUUAUUACUGAUAAACGGCGAAAUAUUCUCUACACAUGGUAUUCACUGGAAUCUCUAGACAUCUGGCAACUUUACUGAGGUUAUAAAUAGUUUACACCCCUGAUAUAGCGACCCCGAAAUUAAUAAUAACCAUAACCGCAGCCUCCUUCUAAUAAGUAAUAAUAAGUAAUGGGAGCGAGGAACCGCAAAUCAUGAUCUGAACCAGCAAGGCGUACAGCCCGCCACCUGUUAUUCUCUCACUUUAUUUCAAUUUCACCAAGUCUAUUCCCUCCAACUCUUAGUCUUUCCCCCCCCCUAAUUUCACCACCCUGUCUAUCCCCCCCCAUCACCAUCACCUAGCGACCCCACUCUAUAAACAAUAGCAACGUGGACUGCCCACACACUGUUAAUUCUUACUAUACUUCAAUAUUUCUCACUAUAUCCUUCUUCUAUCCCCACUCUUCCUUCGCUUCACCCCACUUUUCUAAAAAGAAAGAAGAAGUAGCGACCCCACUACCUAUCCUUGUCAUACUUUUUUUUUUUCACGCGUUCUCUUCCCACUCAAGUUCUCUAGCUAGCUUUCUUUUCUUCAUCCCCAUCCGCCCUUAGCAUUCGCUCUCACUUAGACUAUGGUUCACAGGUGGAUGUAUGGGCCUGCAUCGGAACCAACACUGAGGAGAGUGGAUGUAUUUCAGAAUGAAUGUGUGCCAAUGUGUCUUGGAACCCCGCGCUGCACUCGUGUGACGCGGGUGGAGGCUGAGGCCAAUAUAUCACCACUGCUCCUUCAAAUAUCCCAUGGGAUAAAAACAGCCGAAGACUCCCAUCAGUAACGAAGCAACCAGAGUUAUAUGGCAGUACCACCUCCACACUGCUGUCCCCCGUCCAGUCGCUGCAAGAUUCCACCAUGCUCUGCCAGCGCACGGGCACCAGACUGGACGAUGCGGAACUGCUCGUGUUGCCCACUCUUCCCCUCUGGAACUCGUCCCAACACCACCUUCACCAUCAACUGCCUACCGGGGAAAGAAGGCUGUUGUUGCUUAGGCGGAGCUCAACCAACACUUCCGUGCCCUCGUCGCUAACCUUCCUCUAUCCCUGCAUCUAUACACUGACGGUUGCAAGACAGAUGAAUGUGUUGUGCAAGUGUGUGGUCGUGUGAGUGUGCCCUCAGGUUCCGACUGCCUUCCCAUACAUCGGUGCUUUCUGCUGAACUUUUUGCUAUUAAUAAGGCCAUAAAUUAUGCUAUGUAACAAAAUUUCACUUUUGUCUUGUCCUUGGCCCCAAAUCAUAAUUUCCCUGUUAUUUCCAUCUAAACAAAACAGGAAAAAAAAAAGUUAUUUUUUAUCCUAAAACUUUGCUUUUGUGGUUAGAACAAUGAAUUUACAUGUUUGCCUUAUUUCAUUAUAGUAUGAGUUACUAUUUGUUUUAAUGUCAGGUGAAGACGUUUGCAAAAUUUCAAUUGUUUAUCUAAUUGCUGUUGCAUAUAAGUUAAAACAAUGAAUAGAAGGGUAUAAAGUGUUCUAAAGAUUUUCUUAUUUUAAUAAGAUCAUUCUUCAGCUGACCAGAUCUAGCAAGAAAUUUCUCAUUUAGAAGAAUCUUUGGAACUGGUAAACUGUCAAUUUGGAUUUAGGAGGGAAAGAUCAUGCUCUAUGAACUUAUUGUCCUUUUGUUCAAGGGUAGUCGAUAUUAUGCAGGAGAGAGAGAGAGAGAGAUGGGUAGAUGGUGUCUGCUUAGACUUGAAGAAAACGUUUGACAAAGUACCACACAGAAGAUUGUUAUGGAAUAUUAAAAAAAAAAAAAUGGAAAAAUUGGAGGAAGACUGUUGGAGUGUAUGGAGGAUUAUCUGGAUGAUAGAGAGAUGAGAACUAUAAUACAAGACCAAUAUUCAUCUUGGCUGAAAGUAACUAGUGGUGCCCCACAGGAGUCAGUGUUGGGACCGAUAAUGUUUGUAAUAUAUGUGAACAACAUAAAUGAAGAAAUAGUUAUAUGAACUUAUUUGCAGAUGAUGCUAAGCUGGUGAGAAGGGUAGAAAAAUGUAAAUGACUAUAUGAUACUGAAAGAUGAUUUAAAUAAGAUAAAUAAAUGGAGUAAAUCUUGGCAAAUGGAAUUUAAUUUCAGUAAAUGUAAAGUAAUGGAGUUUGGUAAGAGUAAGAAAAGAAUACAAUAUUUUUAUGAGAUGGAAGGUGUGAAGUUAAAGAAGUCAAAAGAGGAAGCGGAUUUGGCAGUAACAGUUACUGAAAAUUUGACUCCGGACAGACACAUUGAUAAAAUUACUGGAGAGACAAUGAAUUUGUUAAAAAGAAUAAAAAUGACAUUCUCAUAUUUGGAUGAAGAAAUUAUAAAAAAAAGUUGUUGGUUUCCAUGAUAAGACCAAGAUUGGAAUAUGAGGCAGUGGUGUGGUCUCCUCAUACAAAGAGGAAUAUUGUAAAAUUAGAAAGAGUACAAAGAGCAGUCACUAAGAUGGUUCCGGAUUUGAGCAACUCAACCUACGAAGAGAGAUUAAAAAUGUUGGAAAUUCCUACCCUUGAAAAUAUGAGAGAGAGAGAGAGAGAGAGAGAGAGAGAGAGAGAGAGAGAGAGAGAGAGAGAGAGAGAGAGAGAGAGAGAAUGAUAUUUAAUAAACAUCUAUAGAAUGAUAAAUGGUAUGGAAAAUGUGGACAAAAAAAUGUUCUACAAAUUUAGACACACAGAGUACAAGGGGACACAGUAAGAAGCUGAAGAAAGUAACUGUGGAAAAGACAUCAAAAAGUAUAGUUUUGUAGGAGUACAUACAUACACCAUUAGAGGUUCGAGGUAGGUUCCAGUAAUGCGGUUUACACCUCGUUGGGUACUGCCACGGUCUCGGUCAUUCGGCUGACUGGACGCCUACAUAAAACACCACACACACACGCCUGCAAUGGUUUUCCUUUAUUGUGAUUUAAGUACCACCUGGAGUUUGGGUUACUGAAGUUGAUUUUGAGCAAGAAACUGAUGCUGUAAUUGAGAGUCCACAAGAGGAAACACUUCAGAACGCUUUCCAGCCCCGUCAUUCUUCGGCUAACAAGAGAGAUGAUGAACUGAAAGAAGCGUUUCACUUGAUGAAGUCUCUGGUAGGACAUGUCACUACACGGGACGAGUACCAUGUGUUCGGUGAAAAUGUUGCCCAUAAACUGAGAGACUGCGGAAAAAGUGUGAGGUAUCCAUAGCACAGCACAAGAUUAAUGAAAUAAUUUUCAACCUGGAAAUGGGGUACUCCGAGGAGGGUGUGACUCAAUUCCUUCAGCACAGUUCACAUACAGGAAACAACUAUCCAGGAUCGACAGGCAUCCCGCAGUACUUUCCCGCCCCAAGUAGUGCCUCUACUCCAAGCUGUUCUCGCUCACCAAGCGCAUGUAGUAGUUAUUAUGAGUAAUGAUUCCAACUUUCUGUUAAGUAAAACUACUUUUAUAUUGUUUUCAAAUGCCAAUAAUGUAAGUAGAGAGAGAGAGAGAGAGAGAGAGAGAGAGAGAGAGAGAGAGAGAGAGAGAGAGAGAGAGAGUAAACCUCCAUAAUGCAUACUUCUUGUUUACUUACCUUGUCGUAACUCUUAGUGCUGAAAUCAAAGCUUCACAGACCUUAGGAACCACAGCUGAGAUGGUCUGCUUCGAUAUCCUGGAUGUGUACAUGAGGCUCGUAAAAGAAUCUCCACUUGCAAGAUACCUCAGUGUAAUAGCCAAUCUGGAGGGUGAAAUUGCCUUUCUAUAUUUUGUAUCCUAUCGAGAUAUUUUGGGUGCCACCAUCCGUAAAAGUAUUUCAAAGUCAGUUGUGGACAUCCGGAGAAAAUUGGUGAAACCUGCUCCAUCUACUUUCAGAUCUGCCAGAAGCAAGUCACCAUGAAAGGUCCUUUUUCUAAAAAUUUCCUCACACAUCACUUUUUCUUUUUCUUGUUCUUUCUUCAGUGUACGAGUAUUAGCAAAAGUGCUAAGUAAAAUGCAGAGGCUGCUGCA
Messenger RNA from Scylla paramamosain (green mud crab), 9504 nucleotides. RefSeq lists its product as uncharacterized. The record is from RefSeq and is a predicted model, not a curated record. Bases 480 to 4097 code for a protein of 1205 amino acids. The transcript is spliced from 11 exons. NCBI's taxonomy places the organism in Eukaryota, Metazoa, Arthropoda, Malacostraca, Decapoda, Portunidae. Gene Ontology annotation, cellular component: cytoplasm; nucleus.